This is a messenger RNA of Ornithorhynchus anatinus (platypus), 3765 nucleotides long. It is a transcript of the gene MYB, whose product is annotated as MYB proto-oncogene, transcription factor. The record is from RefSeq and is a predicted model, not a curated record. Gene Ontology annotation, molecular function: RNA polymerase II cis-regulatory region sequence-specific DNA binding; DNA-binding transcription factor activity, RNA polymerase II-specific. NCBI's taxonomy places the organism in Eukaryota, Metazoa, Chordata, Mammalia, Monotremata, Ornithorhynchidae. Gene Ontology annotation, cellular component: nucleus. Gene Ontology annotation, biological process: regulation of DNA-templated transcription. The transcript is spliced from 16 exons. The coding region runs from base 341 to 2557 and encodes 738 amino acids.
AGGGGCGGGGCGUGUGUGUAAUGUGUUGUGUGGUGUGUGUUGUGUGUGUAGUGUGUGUAGGCUGGGGCACCUGGGAGAUGCGCAAGGUGGUUAAUGGGGUCAACUCGAUGAGACUUUGAACCCCCGUUUCCAGAAUCACAGGAGCAACCACAUGUCAUUUCCUCUCUCCACCCUCUUCUACCUCACCCCACUUCUUUCUCUCUUUUUUUCUCUUUUUUUUUUGGUAUCUUUCAGUUUGUUUCCUUGACAAAAUACAAGAUUCAUAAUGGUAGAGACUCUUUAACCACACUCCCGGCCUAGCAGCAUAUACAGCAGUGAUGAGGAUGACGAAGAAAUUGAGAUGUAUGAUCAUGACUAUGAUGGGCUGCUUCCCAAGGCUGGGAAACGUCAUCUGGGGAAAACUAGGUGGACCCGUGAAGAGGAUGAGAAGUUAAAGAAACUAGUGGAACAGAAUGGCACAGACGACUGGAAGGUUAUUGCCAAUUUUCUGCCUAAUCGGACAGACGUACAGUGCCAGCACCGAUGGCAGAAGGUACUAAAUCCUGAGCUAAUAAAGGGUCCCUGGACUAAAGAAGAGGAUCAGAGAGUGAUAGAGCUCGUGCAGAAAUACGGUCCGAAGCGUUGGUCUGUUAUUGCCAAGCACUUGAAGGGGAGGAUUGGAAAGCAGUGCAGGGAGAGGUGGCACAACCACUUGAAUCCAGAAGUUAAGAAAACCUCCUGGACCGAAGAGGAAGACAGAAUUAUUUACCAGGCACACAAGAGGCUGGGGAACAGAUGGGCAGAAAUCGCUAAGUUACUUCCUGGACGAACUGAUAAUGCUAUCAAGAACCACUGGAAUUCUACAAUGCGUCGAAAGGUUGAACAGGAGGGUUAUCUGCAGGAGUCUUCCAAAGCCAACCAGCCUACAGUAGCCACAAGCUUUCAGAAGAACAAUCAUUUAAUGGGCUUUACCCACACCCCACCCUCUUCCCAGCUUCCCCCAACUGCACAGCCCCCAGUUGCCAAUGACUAUUCCUAUUACCACAUCUCUGAAGCACAAAAUGUCCCUGGACAGAUCCCGUAUCCUGUAGCAUUGCAUGUAAAUAUUGUCAAUGUUCCUCAGCCAGCUGCUGCGGCGAUUCAGAGACACUAUAAUGAUGAAGACCCUGAGAAAGAAAAACGAAUAAAGGAAUUAGAGUUGCUACUAAUGUCGACUGAGAAUGAACUGAAAGGGCAGCAGGCAUUACCAACCCAGAACCACACAUCCAGCUACCCAGCCUGGCACAGCACAGCGAUGGCUGAUCACGCCAGACCUCAUGGUGACAACGCGCCCAUUUCCUGUUUGGGAGACCAUCACCACUCUACUCCAUCUCCUCCAGUAGACCAUGGCUGCUUACCUGAAGAAAGUGCAUCCCCAGCGAGGUGCAUGAUCGUACACCAAGGCAACAUCUUAGACAAUGUUAAGAACCUCUUGGAAUUCGCAGAAACACUUCAGCUUAUAGAUUCUGAUUCUUCAUCGUGGUGUGAUCUCAGCAGUUUUGAAUUCUUUGAAGAAGCAGAUACUCCACCUAGCAAACCUCCCUCAGGCAAAGCAGUUCAGCUUCAGCCAAGUAGACCCGAAGGAUACCCUAGCACUUGCUUGAGCAAACGCAUAUUGAGUCAGGGCUCUCUUGACUCCUCCAAGUUCUUGUCUACUGCAAAGUACAGCGCAGCUCCAUUGGUCAUCCUGCACAAAAAGAGAGGAGGGCAUGCCAGCCCCUUGGCCACUGGAGGCAAUAGCUCCUUCCUACUUUCUGACGUCAACAGUUCCACGCCUAAGCGUUCCCCUGUCAAAAGCCUGCCCUUCUCUCCCUCCCAGUUUUUAAACACUUCCAAUAGCCAUGAAAAUGUGGACAUGGACUCUCCUUCUUUAGCCUCCACUCCACUUUGUGGUCAUAAAUUGACUGUUACAACACCAUUUCACAGAGACCAAACUCUUAAGCCACAGAAGGAAAAUAAUAUUUUUAGAACUCCAGCUAUCAAAAGGUCAAUCAUGGAGAGCUCUCCGAGAACACCUACUCCAUUCAAAAAUGCUCUUGCAGCUCAAGAAAUCAAGUAUGGCCCCUUGAAGAUGCUGCCACAGACCCCAUCCCACCUGGUGGAAGAUCUGCAGGAUGUCAUCAAGCAGGAAUCGGAUGAGUCUGGGAUCGUGCCUGGAUUCCACGAAAACGGGCCACCUUUAUUGAAGAAAAUCAAGCAAGAGGUGGAGUCUCCAACGGGUAAAGCAGGGAACUUCUUCUGCUCAAAUCAUUGGGAAGGAGAGAAUCUGAACACACAACUCUUUAACCAAGGAUCUCCUAUAGAAGAUGUACCGAAUCUUCUUACCAGUUCCGUUUUAAUGAUGCCGGUGUUAGAAGAGGAAGACAGUGUUCUCAAAGCGUUCGCCGCACCUAGAAAUAGGUCAUUGGCUACCCCUUUACAGCAUCUCAGCAAUACCUGGGAAGCGGUGUCCUGUGGGAAGAUAGAGGACCAGAUGAUCGUUUCCGACCAGGCACGCAAAUACAUCAAUGCAUUCUCUACCCGGACUCUGGUUAUGUAAAGGGUUCCGGACAAGCAUUAUGGUUUUCAAAACACUUCAAGUUGACUUGGAAUUUGCAUUCCUCUACAUGAAACUUUUCAUGAAUGGGAGAAGAACAUAUUUUUGUUGUGGUACAACAGUUGGGAGCUGCACAAAGUGAGCAUAUUCUUGUUGGAUUUCACCCAACUAAAAGGAUGUUUUUUGUUUUUUUUAUAAAUGGCACUUACCUAAAUUAUUAGGUACUGAAUUGUAACCAGUCAUUAAAUGUCUUAAUGCAGAAUUUUUUUAAAAUAAAGUGAUUUUUCUGUAUUUUUGGAGAUCAAACAGACUUACACCAGUAUUGUUUUCCUGUGACGAGUAGCGUGAAAUUUUAUAUAAAGAGCAGGUACUCAGACAUUCCUUUUCUAAAUCACUGAGCAAAAUGCAUUGGGAUCAAGCGAAUCAGCAAAAGCAUUACUCUAAAUGUUUAAUAUCCAGGGGAAACGAAUCAAGAUUUCAGAUGCUCAAGAUUGAUAAAGUUUUGAAGUACUAUUUGAUUUUGUUACUGUAUUAAACUGUUUUAUGUGUGCAUUUUGUUUUUGUUAGCUUGCUUUAAAAAUUAUUACUGUAUGAAACAUAGUUUUAUGAGAACAAAUUAUAUUUUUAUUCAGUAAUUUAAUUUUGUAAAUGCCAAAUGGAUAAUGUGUUUUGCUGCUACGGACUUUAGCAUGUAGACGUGCUGCUAGUUUUAAAGGGGCAGUAGGGCUUUAUGAGAAGAGGAAACAAAACUUGGUGUUAGCUAAUUGACUAUGCACUAGCAUUUCAGACUUAUUGUAUUUUUUUAUAUAAACAUACAUUUUCCUUUUGUAAGCAUAAUUUUUGGAACACUUUUCCUGGGAGAUUUUGUGUGUGGUUUUUCAUUGGUUUGUAAUAGCAUGCAUUGCACCUUCAUGUUUGGGAGAACUCUUUGUUGUUCAUGUUGUCUGUUUUGUUUCGUGUUAUGUUGGCCCUUAUUGUUCUUUAAUUCAUAUUCCACUUUUUGGAUCAGCUUACCCAUUCUUUUAAAACGUAUGGUCCUUAGUACUGCCAUACGAACCCUUUACAGUUAUGGAGAGAACACUGAUUUUUGUAACAGAGUCUGACCUUGCUGCCUUAAGAGCAUCGUGUGCAGCCCGAGCUGCACUUAACUUUGGUUAGGACAAUGUACUUACUGCCUGGUAGAAAAAUAAAGCAUGUCCUUUUUUUACUUA